AUGGCGGACGAGAACCUAAAGAAACAGGCAAACAAAUCUCUAGGUCGUGAAGGUGCUACUUAUGGUUGCUCAACUCGCGAGUAUACUGUCACUCGCUUAUGUGGGAAGCACUUUGACAUCAGUGUGAUUUAUAAACCACCAGGUGGGACACGUAAAAGACUGCUGGAUGGAGCAAAGCCAAUAUUACAUGCAUGGUAUGAUUUUGGAAAAGAUUUUAAAAAACGAAAACAACCAAUGUUAAUAGCGUCUUCCAGGAAAAUAUGCAGAAUUCAGACACCAUUGCAACUCAAUUUUUCUGAUGAAGAACUUGAAGUAACACAGACACCAGAGAUAUCUGAAUUGGAUCAAAUGAAAGAAAAACUCCGAAAUUUUAAAAAUGAUAACAAACAACCUUCUGAAGGGAUAGUAAGCAACGCAGUGACCACAUGGGUUAAUUUUAUAUAUCUAAAGUUGGGAUCAAUGUGCAUCUGGCCAGACAGAAAAAAAAUACAAAUGCUAACGCCUAGUUCAAUGAAGGAAAAUUUUCCAACUACAAGAUGUAUAAUUGAUUGUGUGGAAUUUAAAGUUGAAGUUCCGUCAUCCCUUUAUGUUCAUAAAAUGUUGUAUUCAGAUUAUAAGAGCCACACCACAGUAAAAGUUUUAGUUGUAAUAGCUCCUGGAGGUGGGUUCACUUUUAUUCCUUCAGCGUAUCCUGGAAGUAUUUCAGAUAAAAGUAUUGUGAUUAAAAGUGGAUUUUCACAUCCUGGUUUAUGGGAGAAAGCGGACAGUGUAAUGACAGACAGAGGUUUCACGAUUGAAGAAUAUUUAAAACCAUUGAAUGUAAAAUUAAUAAUACCAGCUUUUUUAAAAGGACGUGGACAAUUCACCACAAACGAGAUUGUAAAAAGUCAACAAAUUGCAAGAGAGCGAAUACAUGUGGAACAAAUGAUUCAGCGUUUUAAAUGUUACCAUAUAUUUAAUGAAGUAGAACCGGUCAGCAUGAUGGGAUCCAUGAAUCAAAUUAUUACUGUUUGUGGAUUGCUGGCAAAUUUUUAG
Hydractinia symbiolongicarpus is the source of this 1035-nucleotide messenger RNA. RefSeq lists its product as uncharacterized. The coding region runs from base 1 to 1035 and encodes 344 amino acids. Lineage: Eukaryota; Metazoa; Cnidaria; Hydrozoa; Anthoathecata; Hydractiniidae. The transcript is spliced from 3 exons. The record is from RefSeq and is a predicted model, not a curated record.